AUGAGAUCUCGCUGUCAAGCAUCUUCCCACGAGACUUUACAAGAGCGCAGGAACAGGGAGCGGAGACAACAAAGACUGGGGAGAGCCGACGCAGGGAGCUUCAUUCGCCACGCGGCCAGAGGGCGGGGGAAGGGGGCUGCCGGGGUGGGGCUGCGGUGGGGCGCAGGGCAGAGCCGAGCGAGGGACCGCCAGCGCCCGCCUCUCCCACCACACGACGCCACGUGGCCCCUGGGACUGCGCUGGGCCCCAAGCGACGGCGGAGGGAGAAAGAGGCAGCCCGUGUCCCCCUCCACCCCACGCGCCAUCUGCAAGCCGAGCGGAGGUGGCUGCAGGCCGGUGCGUGACGAGGAGCCUUCCCCCCGCGUGUGCGCGGCCAGCCGUGGACGGCGCCGCACUGCAGUGUCAGGAGGGGAGAGGAAGGGUUGGUUCCUGAAUGGUGCCAGGAUGAAGGAGGUUCUUUUAGCUGCUCUGCUGCUCAUUCUGCCAGUCAGCUGGGCAGCGCCAAAGGAUGGCAGUAAGAGGCCAGAGACCCUCAAUGAUUCAAGGGAUCAUCCGAUCCUCAACCCUCUGCAUCCAGGGAAGGAGAAUGUGAGGAUGCUCCAAGACUACUUGAAGAACGUUGGUCAGGUUGAGAAGGAUGCUGAUGCCAUGACAAGGGAACAGGCUCUCUUGCUUCUGUUUGCUCUUCAUGACUAUGACAAGAGUGGUCGACUGGAUGGCCUUGAAUUCAUGCGGUUGCUUAGUGAGCUGGCAGCAGGACAGGCCAAAAGACAGCCCGUGCCUGACUUGGUUGUGCUGAUGGUGGACAGCAUCCUGGAGACACAGGACUUGAACCAGGAUGGGUUGCUGGAGCCCUCCGAGCUGUUUCUCAGCCCCUGGCAAGAUCAGGCACCAGCAGCGCUUGCCGCCCCCAGCGGACAGGAUGGGGCAGUGUUGUGGGCCCCUCCAGAGUCGGAUGCACAAAGUGUUGGGCUCUCAGACCUCCCGCUCCAGGAAGGUACAGAAGAGCCAUCAUCUUCCCCAGAGACUUUUCAGGAGCAGGGAGUCAUGGAGGCCCCCUCCCUGAGUCCUGCAGCACAAAUGCAUAAAGGGGAUUCUGGCCAGGAAGCACCACUGGACACACAGGAACAAGCACCUGAGAUGCCUCCUGGUCCCAGAAACUGAAACAUACCUGGGUCAGGAAAGGAAGAAUCCUGGCGUUUGGCUUGGUCUUAUGGACAGAGGAACAGAGCUACCCCAGAGCAGUUCCUUAGAAGGGGCUGCAGGCAGGUGGUGAACUGGAACUGAAAAAUCCCACCCCAGUCCCUCAGUUCACUCCCUUUCAGCCAGUUCAGUCUUGCCGCUGCUGCUUCCUAUUGCACCUGUGUCCCUGGAACCACCCAGACCUCUCACCCUCUCAGUUGUCAGUGCAUUCUGCAGCUCUAGAGCUUUGGCCACAAACCUUUGCUCCCCUUGCCUGCUCUAAAUAUCAUCCCAUUCAAAAUGGCGACUGAGAAUUCCAGACACAUCCAUCCUUUGAUGGACUGAUCAGCUUUGCCCGGAUCAGAAGCCCAGGACCAGACUUUGAUAUCCUUCAUAGAACAACACCUCUUGGCAGAGAAGGCUUCAUCCACCGUUCUGGAUACCAAGCAAGCAGCUCUAGGGGCUGCAGUGCCAGUGAUGCUCUCCUCCCCCAAGUACCCUACCCAGGCCAAGCAGGCAAAGAACCAUUUCCCACUCCCACCCUCUAGACUCAGGAUGGGCAAUAGAGAAGCACAACGCCUCCUGCUCACUCCAUGCAAGGGAGUGCCUUGGCUGCCUUGGCUGCUCCCAACACAUGAAGCUGUCUUCUAUCAAGCGAGUACUUGGCCCCUUCUGCACAUGCAGAAUAAUGCACUUUCAAUUCACUUUCACAAUUAUUUACAGGUGGAUUCUGCUAUUCCACACAGUAAAAUCCAGCUGCAAAGUGCAUUGAAAGCGGAUUGAAAGUGCAUCAUUCUGCAUGUGCGGAAGGGGCCCUUGGUCUAUUAAGGCCAGUGUUGUCCACUGUGACUGGCAGGAGCUCUCUAAAGUCUUGCAGUGGAAGUCUUUCACAUCAGCUGAUCACAACUGAUCCUUUUAACUAGCAAUACCCAGAUUUGAACCUGGGAUCUCCACCAUGCAAAGCUGACGCUCCACCACUGAGCCACAACAUCCCUCCCAAGUGGGUAGCUGCUGUUGACUGUGUAGGCCCCAUAAGGGGACGAGUGCUGACUGCAUUGCUCCAGCAUCAACAUCUCUCACUCUCCUGUAUUUUGAUAAAACUCUUGUGUUUUGUCCUAAUAAAGUGUCUUUGACCUUCA
Sphaerodactylus townsendi is the source of this 2321-nucleotide messenger RNA. It is a transcript of the gene CGREF1, whose product is annotated as cell growth regulator with EF-hand domain 1. The transcript has 7 exons. The record is from RefSeq and is a predicted model, not a curated record. NCBI's taxonomy places the organism in Eukaryota, Metazoa, Chordata, Lepidosauria, Squamata, Sphaerodactylidae. Bases 1 to 1164 code for a protein of 387 amino acids. Gene Ontology annotation, molecular function: calcium ion binding.